AUGGGAGAAACUACUGAGUGGUCAAGUUUGCGAGAAGAGCAGAGACCCAAGUUCUCCAUCAUUAUUCAUAACGCCAUCAUUCAAAAUGGAUCUUUUGAGUUACCGACACAAUUUGUCAAAAGAAUCGAAAAGGAUCUCGUAGAUGAUAGUAUUGCAAUUCUCAGAGUUUCUAAUGGUGGUGAAUGGAGAAUUAAAAUGACAAGGGUAUCGGAUGUGAAUAAUGGUGGUGGUGGUGUUUGGUUUAGAACGGGAAUUGUGAAGUUUAUUGAUUACUACUCCAUGUCUCCUGGCCACUUUUUAGUUUUUAGAUAUGAUGGGAAUUUACAAUUUCAUGUCCUUAUUUUCGAUAUGACGGGUAAUGAAAUCGAUUACCAUCUAUAUGCGGGUAAUGAUCCCUCUGAGCACUUCAAUGACAUAGAUAAUUCCUACAACAUUGAGAGUUUCAAGACCAAAGAAGAUGUACAUUACGUGGAGAUUUCGAGUGGCUCUCCUACAGAUACAGAUGAAUCAGCAAAAGAUGAUGUUGCUAAGAAGCCAUCAUGUUCAUCAAAAAAUAAUAGAAGUAAAUCACCAAACACCAAGGAUUAUGUUGUUCGUGCAGAUGCAAUAGUGGGCGGAUUCACUUCAAGAUACCCUUUUUUCAGAGUUAUAAUGCAGAUAUCUUAUUUGAAGCAUUGUUAUAUGCCAAUACCAUUUGGAAUUGGAAGAAUGUACUUUUCCGAUGACGUGACAGAAUUUAAAGUUGAAGCUUCUGAUGGGCGAUUAUGGAAAAUUGGAGUUGUUCGUUCAAAGACAGGUGACAUGAGGUUCUGCAAAGGUGUUAGUACCUUGGUGAAGAAAAAUGGUUUGAACUUGAAGUUAGGAGACGUAUUGAUUUUUGAAAUCGUUGAAAAGAGAUGCUUAAAGGUUAAUGUUUUCAGCUACUGA
Molecule: messenger RNA, 927 nt
Organism: Papaver somniferum (opium poppy)
Lineage: Eukaryota; Viridiplantae; Streptophyta; Magnoliopsida; Ranunculales; Papaveraceae
Product: B3 domain-containing protein At1g49475-like
Exons: 4
Coding region: 1-927 (308 amino acids)
Molecular function (GO): DNA binding
Source: RefSeq, a predicted model, not a curated record